Molecule: messenger RNA, 840 nt
Organism: Salvia miltiorrhiza (redroot sage)
Lineage: Eukaryota; Viridiplantae; Streptophyta; Magnoliopsida; Lamiales; Lamiaceae
Product: formin-like protein 3
Exons: 1
Coding region: 1-840 (279 amino acids)
Source: RefSeq, a predicted model, not a curated record
AUGGCUGAACCCAGUGCCGCUACUGCGGAAGAUGAUCUGUUUGCCCAAAUGGAUCUUGAUUCAGAGGCAGAAACAAAAACCGAAGAGGAUCCUGAAUCCAUUUUUAUGACUGUGAUUGAUCCUUUGGUUGAUGAUUUUGUUGAGAAUUUCAGGGAAGAUGAGCUCGAGCAAGUUAUUCUCAGUGUGCUAAAUGAUGAGGAUGCCAAAACAGAGGAGAAUGAUGCUAUUCGAGAGAUUAUCAUGCAGUUGUACUCCACGGACGAAAUUCCAAUUCGGCACCUAUCGAGCAGGAUGCCCAAAUCUACCAGCACAGAACCGACUGUUGUGAAGCCAUCGGAGCUAGACUUGAAAGAGGUAGGGUUUGGAUGUCAGUUUGAAGAUUCUGGAGAAUUUGGGGUCAAAUUGGACACUAUGCUAAGUGUGGUGGAGUCAACUGCAAUUCUGGAAAUUGAUGGAGGUUUUGACCUACUCCAAAUUCCCGCCAUCGUUUCCCUCUCAAUUCCACCUCCUCCAAAAACCACUCCAGCCAUCUCCACUCGCAUAUCUCCGCCUGAAACACCACCACCGUCGCGACCCACUCCAGAACCGCCGCCGCAACCACACACCUCCAGCCUUCAUCUCCAACCUGCACCCGCCGCUGCUCUCCAAUUCCACAAUCCAACACCUCCCUGUUCCGGCCAUCAUAUCUUUUCGUCUGCAUCUGGAAAUCACCACCGCCAACCUCUAUUACCGCCCUCCAUCUCCACUCGCAUCUCUCCGCCUGAAACACCGCCGCCGCCGCGACCCCCUCCAGAACCGCCGCCCUCUGCCGGCAUCUCUACAAGGCAGCGUGCACGGUGA